AUGAGGCUUUGUUCACGUGUUUGCUUUCUGAUCAAGCAUAUUAUAGAUUCCGAGAACCUCAGUUUCAGAGUGAGGGACAACCGCCGCCAUGGGCAGGCCACAUGCUCUGGUCAUCCCCUUCCCCGCACAGGGCCAUGUGAGACCCCUCAUGGAGCUUUCCCACCGCCUCGCCGACCGCGGCUUCACCGUCACCUUCGUCAACACCGAGCACGUCCACGAGCGGGUAACCGCGGCCCUGCCGGAAAACUUUUCCAGCGACUAUGGAGGGAGAAUCCGGUUCGCAACCAUCCCGGACGGCAUGGACCCUGGCGAGGACCGGUGCGACUUCCUCAAGUUCACCCAAGUCAUUCACAGGGCCACCGUGCGGCCGCUGGAGGAGCUCAUACUGAAGAUCAACGCUGAGGAAGAGGAGGGGAUCGCGUGCGUGAUCGCCGACGGGAUGGCCGGCUGGCUGCUCCCCGUGGCGAAGAAGCUGGGGAUCAGGACCGCCGCGUUCUGGCCGGCUUCCGCCUGGUUUCUCGCCAUCGUCCUCGAGAUUCCGUCGCUGAUCGAGAAGGGAGUCAUAGAUCAAAGAGGUUUUCCGAAAGAUAAUGAACCCAUCACAAUCAGCGACAAGAUACCAGCCAUCAAUCCAGCACAUCUAUGCUGGCUUUGCCUGCACGAUCCCCAGGUACAGGAAAACUCUUUCAAGCUCAAAUGCAUUACCAGCCACGUCCUCAGAGACGUCGAUCACAUCAUCUGCAACUCCUUCUUAGAACUGGAAGCGCCGGUCUUCGAGCACGCCGGCAACGCCCUGCCGAUCGGCCCGCUAGUUUCAGCAGCCGGCCGCAUCGGCCACCAGCCCUUCUCCUUCUGGCAAGAAGACCCCAGCUGCCUGAGCUGGCUGGACGAGCAACCAAGCCGCUCGGUGGUUUACGUGGCCUUCGGCAGCUACACCCUCAUGAACCGCCGCCAAAUUCAUGAGCUAGCACGUGGGCUGGAGCUCAGCGGGCUGCCAUUUCUGUGGGUUUCCCGGCCAGACCUCAUGGGCGGCUCCGCGCCGGCCUACCCAGAUGGGUUCAUGGACGUCGUCGCCGGCCGGGGCCGGCUAGUAGGAUGGUCGCCGCAGCAGGAAGUGCUCUCGCAUCCAUCAAUAGCUUGUUUCGUGAGUCACUGUGGCUGGAACUCGACCAUGGAGGGGCUAUGGAAUGGGGUUCCCAUGCUGUGUUGGCCUUACUUUGCCGACCAGUACCAGAACCAGACUUAUGUUGUCGAGGUGUGGAGGGUUGGGCUGGAACUGCGGAGGGACCGAGAGGGGAUUGUGGAAACAGAAGAAAUAGUGGGCAAGUUGAAGGAACUGCUGAAAGAUGAAGGAAUAAAUAAGAGGGUGGGGGACUUGAAGGACAAGGCAAGGAAGUGCGUAGAGGAAGGCGGUAAUUCUUUCAAGAAUUUUGAUGAUUUCAUCUGUGCAAUAAAGGAAUAUGAAUGAUUCUAUCCCUGCGGCGUGGUACUCCAUGAGCUUUGGCUCGAGCACUUUGAACUCUCCUCGACAUUGUCCCUCUCAAUUAAUGGACAUGGAGCAGCUGCAAGCGAGAAGAUAUUUCAGGUUAAAACAUGAUGAUUUCCAUAUAAGCGUGCUAUCAUUACUUAUUUUUGUUCUUAUCCGAAUGUGAAUUCCAAUAUAUAAAUAUCCAGAAAUGGAUAAGUUAAGGGUAUACUCAAUUUCAAUCUAAUCGAUACUUGACUA
Nymphaea colorata (pocket water lily) is the source of this 1726-nucleotide messenger RNA. Its product is annotated as UDP-glycosyltransferase 83A1-like. Gene Ontology annotation, molecular function: UDP-glycosyltransferase activity. The transcript is spliced from 2 exons. The record is from RefSeq and is a predicted model, not a curated record. The coding region runs from base 89 to 1468 and encodes 459 amino acids. NCBI's taxonomy places the organism in Eukaryota, Viridiplantae, Streptophyta, Magnoliopsida, Nymphaeales, Nymphaeaceae.